GAGCAGGGACGAGCGAGGAGCGAGGAGGACGGCUCACAGAGUGCCAGAGCGCACACACAGACGGGAAUCAUGGAGAAAAGAUCAGCGCUCAGGAGGAUUUUGCCACAUAACGGACUGCGACUUUUAACAACACUUCUCGUCUUUUACGGACUUACCUCAGGUGUAAGCAGUAACCAGGUGGUUGUUCCUGAGAAAGUGAACGCAGUGCUGGGGAAGAACAUCACACUGAGCUGCAGGAUAGAGAUGGGCUCCAAUCUCAAUCUCACACAGAGCUCCUGGGAACGUCGCCUUCCUUCAGGCACCAUUACCUUGGCAGUGUUCAACCCCGAGUUUGGAACCUCCAUUUCUCAAGACUACAUCAAGCGCGUCUCGUUUGUUUCCCCCUCUAUACGGGACGCCACCAUCACCAUCGAAGGAGCUAGCUUUGCAGAUAUCGGGUCCUACACUUGCAAAGUUGCAACGUUUCCUCUGGGCAACACACAAGCAUCAACCUAUGUUAAUGUACUAGUGGAGCCAAAAGUCUACGUGUCCGCCGGCCCCACAGCUCUGCUGGAUGGAGGCAACGAGUCACUGGUGGCCACCUGCAUAGCAGAGCGUGGCCGUCCUGCUGCUGAGGUUUUCUGGGAGACGGAGCUGUAUGGAAGAAGUGAGAGGCUAAGUCACGAUGAGCUCAACGGCACCACCACCGUACACGUGCGCUACAUGUGGCAACCGCAGAGCUACGCCCAGGGGAAGACGCUCACCUGUGUGGUGCGCCACCCGGCCCUGCAAACGGAAUUCCGCAUACCCUAUACACUAAAUGUUCAGUUUGCACCAAUGGUAUCAAUAAUCGGAAUCGACAAAAAUUGGUAUGUGGGUCAGGAGAAUGUGAGGUUCACCUGUGGCGCCAAAGCCAACCCACCUGCCCGUCGCUUCACAUGGACCAGGUUGGAUGGAUCGAUGCCCGAGGGUGUUGAGAUAUCAAACAAUAGCUUUGCUUUCAAUCGGCCGUUGGAUCGCAAUGACUCUGGAGUGUACCGCUGUGAAGUGCUAAACGAUAUCGGUCUCCGCAGUCAAGAUGUAAACCUCUGGGUACAAGAUCCUCCCCCCACCACGGCAGCCCCCAGCACCACCGCAUCUCUCCUCCAUGACACCUCCGGAACCGGCACUGCUGUCGACCAGCGGAGAGCCCUGUUCACCUCCCCGACCCUGGCCUCCUUACCUGACAGCAGCCUGGGCACAAUUGUCGGAGGGGCUGUAGGUGGAGUGUUAUUCCUGAUUCUCUUGCUGAUCCUUGGCGGCGCCUGCUUCAUGCGACAGCGCCGGACCUUCAGAGGAGACUACUACACCAAACAGUACCUGGGACCCUCCGACAUGCAGAAGGAAUCUCAGCUGGACGUGCUGCAGCCGCAUGAGCUACAGGAAGUCUACGGGGACAAGACGAGCAAAGGCAGCCAGGAGUUGAAACCCAAACUGGGUGGAGACAUCAUUUACCCGGACUACACCCCUGACCACAAGGAUAGGGAUGACUGGGCCGACAGGGGGGAUGGCCACAGGGGUCACAAGGAGGGAAACUACUACCCAGAUCACUACAACACCCAAAACAUGCACCCCUGCGGGCCUCCUGUGCACAGCCCCAUAGUGAACAACGGCUCCCCCUAUCUCCCGGAUGACUGCUAUGACAAUGGCACAGACAGCGACUAUGUGUCCCACAUGGACGGAUCUGUGAUCUCACGCAGGGAGUGGUACGUUUGAGGAAACGAGUGAAGGAAAAAAAACGGACAAAUGACUGACUGAGACUGAUUUCACACGUGGCAGAUAUAAAUAUCAUUAAAGGUGUCAUUUCAGUUAAAGGAUGAGUACAACUUCUCCACUCAGUUUCACAAUGAGCUCUUUGAACAAUACUGCUCUGCCUUGAUUGUAACCACUUAACCUUAAGGACGUGUAUGUGGAUUGUAUUACACAUUUGUAGCAUUUCAAGGAGCUACAAAUAAGCUGGAACAGUGAUACUAUCUGUGUGGGCUUAAGAGGCUUUGGCAUACAGUGACGUUUCGACUGAUGUGAAUGAGGUUUUCUAUUCUGCUUGUUUGUGUUUGCACCUGUCUUUAACACAGGUCACAGGGCAGGUGUUGAAACCCUUGUUAGUGAAGUAUUUAUAUCCCCGACUGACUGAGCUCUGCUCCCGUAAAACCUCGCAACUUCUGUGGCAUUUUCAAAACGGUCCCAUGAUUGCUUACGGCGUUUUCAUACCGAUGAGAUGUUUAUCAUGGCUGCAACCAGUAUUUAAGGCAAAUUAUAAUGCAUGCUUUCUUAAAAAAACAAGAUGUAUCAUCAAGUUAAAGGGAAGGUUCACUAAGCACUCAUGAUUAAAGGGAGAAUUGCAUUGUUUUGAGGGAAAAGCUAACUGACAUUACAAAGAAAACCCCCGGUAAACCUUUAGUUAAGUUCUUCAGUGGCUUUAAAAAACUCUCAGUAUCUUAUGUAAAUUAUUCAUGAAAUGGUAACCCUGAAAGCUGAGACAGAGUGGCCACUCCCUGUGGAAGUAUUUUUACUUUCAGCUCCAAUUCAGCUUAUUUAUUUUAAAGAUAUCUACACUCUUAAAGUUGUAAUCCUUAAGAUUUCUUUCCUGGUUGAUUGGUGACACCCGUGGUUACAGUUGUAAGAGGAAGUGUGAUAUAAUACUGCAGCAAACACACAAAAGAAGCAACUUGUGUAUCUGUUUACAGUGCAGCCAGACAAACUGAUGCUUUAACAAAGAUGUCAAUCAGUAAUACUUGCAGCUGAUGUGCAUCUUGUCACCUGCAGAUGCGUGGCUGUUCCUUUUUGUUCACUUACUUGCUUGUGUAAAGUAAGAAUGAGUCACUAACCAAAAAAAAGCCAGGAAUGUCUGGUCAACUGAUGAGCUGGUGAGCUCAGCUCUAACCACAGUGACAAAUACUUAAUGUUUCCCCGUUGGUGCUUUCACAAUAAAAGCCACCUGGUGUCUUGCCAGCUGAAUACUUUUAAUGUGAAACAGCAGCAGUUGAAAACAGCAGUAACUUAUUGCAGCUCUGACUCAGUGUAAGAAGAAUGCGACACAGAGACUGAUAACAAUAACAUAAAACUGUAAAAACUGUACACAUUGUUUCCUCUGAAUCCAUCUUGUUUAGGAUGGCAGCCUAGUGUGGGAACGGGACUCUGCCACUACCAGUAAUAACUACAUAUUGCUUCAAAUUUGACAACACAAACACACUAAAUAUAUUUAUAUAUAAUAUAAUUUAUAUUAUAGUUUCCUUGGUAGCUGACAGGAAGUAAACAGGAACCAAAGCUGUUGCCCUAGCAACGAAACAGCAAUGAAACAGUAGAGAUAUAAUUACUGCUGAAAAAUUACCAAUAUAAAAAGUAUUACACAUCAGGUUUGAUUUAAUGAAAGUCUCAAGGAUCAGAACUUAAACCAAAUGCACUGUUAUCAUUACUGAAAUGUGUUAAUACAGUCACUUUCUUGCAGUGAAAAAGCACAACUCCAUUAUUACAGUUGUCAGUGAACAUCAAAGGAGGCCUACCAGGCUUCAGCCCCUUCCACUUAGCCAUGAUAACAGGCUGCCUCGCUGUCUGUCUCAUUUUCCCUCCUCUGUAUCCUCUGAUUUCUGUCUGCACACAAACACCAAUUGGUCAUUAUAGUUUUUAUUUUAAACAUGGGAUCAAAGCAAUGAGAUAUAAAUACCAGAUGCGACUAUCACAGCUGUCAUCAUCCGACAUUAUGCGGCUCCAUAAACCACCAACAGUUUCACUGCUCCCGCUCGACACUCCAGGGUCGUGAUUCACGAUGGUGAAAGCAAAAUACUUGUUGAAAAAAAAAAAAAGAAAAGGGGGGGGGUGUCAGAGAGCUCAGAAAAAGGAGCACUAAUAAAGUGAUCCUUCAGCUUUAGUUUGUACGCGUUUGAAGUAUGAUUGCGCGAAUACCUCACAGCACAGUUGGAAACAUUGUGAGCGGCUGACAUCACUACUGAUCACAGAACAGGCUAUAAUGUUGGGGUUUGGCUCCUCCGGAGCUCCUCUGAGGAUCUACAGCGAUCAUGGAAACUAGAAAUUUAAUCCAUGAGUGAAAAAAUUGGUUUAAGAACCAUCUAGGUUAGAGCUGUCUGUACAAUGGCUCCCAAAAGGAUAUGUAUCUUUUUUUCUUUUCCUACAAACAACAAACCCAGUGACACUUAUUCAAAACAAAAGAGUUGACAUCAUGAAUGAUCUCAUCUCUCACGGCUUGAUUUGACCUUACACUUUUCCACUUAGUGCUCCCCCUUUUUUUUGUUUCCUCAGGAUUGAUACAUGGAUCAAAGUGGCCUCACAUGAAAGGGAAAACAUAACCCUUUUUGGAAAGAUCCCUGUUUAGUCAAUCAGGGUGUUUGUUGCUCGAAGACGGAGCCAUGUAUGUGUGUUACAGUCAGGUCAGCACGAGGGGUGGGGGUACACUUUGAGGUCUCUUUCUUUCUUAUUGGGGUUUUAUAGAUUGUGGGUGCGUUUUUGUUUUUUUUUUUUAACCCUUCUCCACCCUGCUUUUCCCAUGCCAAGACUUUGGUCGAAAGGUUUAGAUGUCUGAAAAUAAUCUCGCUCUCACUCUCAUCGUCGCACACACACGCACCCAGCCGCCACACAUCUGCCACUGCAGCCCACAUUGGAGGAGCAGUCCUCACCUCAAACCUUCAGCUUUUUAAUUAACUUUCCUUUUUUUUUUUUUCCUCAUCGCACUUGGCAAUGAAAGUGCUCAAAGUUGCUGAUAUAUAGCACAUCUGUGUCUGCAUGCACACAUUUUUUUUAAUUUUUUUUUUUACAUAUAUACAAGGCUGAUUUGUAGCUGCCAACUUGUUUCUUAUUAGUCACUCCAUGCAAACUGCUGUCUCUGCUCUAAAACUGAUCUCUCAGUCUCUGUUUCAUCUCUAAAGGACUGAGCUGAAGUGAUGAAUGUUUUUGUAAAGUUCUUUUGGAUCGCUCACCAACUGGUUGCAUGUAAAUUAAGUUAUUCGCUUCCUACAACUUUCCUUAUUUCUCAUCACUAAUGUUUAUAUACAUGUACAUAAUGCUAAUAGGUUAGCAUAGGAUUAGCUGUUCUCUCAGUUUGAUUUUUUAUGCUCAUGUACAGUUUGUUCUGGACUCCCCUACUGAAUAGUUGGUGCCUUAGACGGGCUGAGCAAUGCACAGAAACUUUGAAAAAUGACAAGCGUUAAUAUAAAGGAUAUUAAUAUCGUUAAAGAGGAGGACUGACUGGUCCCUUAAUAUGUCUUCCAUCUUGAUAUUUAACAUUUGCUGUUAUCAAAAGGUCGGAGUAGACAAAAGGUUGAUUGUCAUGCCUUAUUCACUUUGAGAGGACACAUGUAACAAGUUAGUUACUGAGAAAAUUGUAAUAAGUAAAGUUUCACUGGGAAUUUAGGCAAGCCAGAUUCAUAGAAAAUAUUGUUGUCCUGUAAAUAUGCUGGCUGUUUUUUUUUUUAUUAUUAUUGAAAAAAAAAAUCUUAUUUUUUUUGUAUGAGGUCUGUAAUUUUCACAGAGUAUUACUUUAUCUUACGUGCGUUCGAGGAGCUCUCGUCUCAUGAUAACGUCGAGGGCGAGCCUGUUUUCACUGCAUUUUAUAUUUGUUCACGAGAGUUUCAGACCCAUUAUUUUGUAUGUUGUUGUUUGAAUGAUUGAUGUCUCACAGGAAUCAGAGAUGAAAGUGUGGUAGAUUGUAUUUUGUUCCUUUGUUUGCAAUAAAAGACCAUGAUUAUUGCACUCGUA
Messenger RNA from Epinephelus lanceolatus (giant grouper), 5727 nucleotides. It is a transcript of the gene nectin3a, whose product is annotated as nectin cell adhesion molecule 3a. Lineage: Eukaryota; Metazoa; Chordata; Actinopteri; Perciformes; Serranidae. Gene Ontology annotation, cellular component: adherens junction; apical junction complex. The record is from RefSeq and is a predicted model, not a curated record. Gene Ontology annotation, biological process: homophilic cell-cell adhesion; heterophilic cell-cell adhesion.